Saccostrea cuccullata (small rock oyster) is the source of this 513-nucleotide messenger RNA. RefSeq lists its product as uncharacterized. Bases 1 to 513 code for a protein of 170 amino acids. NCBI's taxonomy places the organism in Eukaryota, Metazoa, Mollusca, Bivalvia, Ostreida, Ostreidae. The record is from RefSeq and is a predicted model, not a curated record. The transcript is spliced from 3 exons.
AUGAUAAAUGGGGGUUUGGGGGAAACCCAUAUAAACAACAUGCUUGCGGCAUUGAACAUCCCAAAUAUAAUAGAAAAGAGUCUGAAAGAUAGGGAACGGGAAGUGGGAGUUCACCUGGAGGAAAUGGCUGAAGAAUCUUGCAGGAAACAGCUUCAUGAAGAAAUAAGAGAGAGUGAUGGUAACCUGACAGUGUCAUUUGACGGGGCAUGGCAGAAGCGUGGCACAGGUCAUGCAAACAAUAGUUUGACAGGUCACGCAACGUUGUUUGGAGAAAAGACCCAAAAAUGUGUAAGUUAUGCAGUAAAAGUGAAAAAUUGUAGGAUUUGUUCUGGUGCAAAAGCGAAAGGAGUCCCUCCACGUAAGCACAGAUGCCAAUGUAACUGGUCUGGCUCUGCCAAAGCUAUGGAGCCGGCCAUGGCCUGUGAAAUGAUCCAAGGAAUAAUCAAUGAAGGAUCAAGGGUACUACAGUAUUUAUCAGCUACUGCUUUUCUCUCCCCUUCUUUCUAUUUCUAA